This is a messenger RNA of Amphibalanus amphitrite, 7438 nucleotides long. It is a transcript of the gene Dcr-1, whose product is annotated as endoribonuclease Dcr-1-like. The coding region runs from base 271 to 6465 and encodes 2064 amino acids. Gene Ontology annotation, molecular function: RNA binding; ATP binding; deoxyribonuclease I activity. NCBI's taxonomy places the organism in Eukaryota, Metazoa, Arthropoda, Thecostraca, Balanomorpha, Balanidae. The record is from RefSeq and is a predicted model, not a curated record. Gene Ontology annotation, biological process: siRNA processing; apoptotic DNA fragmentation; pre-miRNA processing. The transcript has 23 exons. Gene Ontology annotation, cellular component: RISC complex; nucleus; cytoplasm.
UGGGUCACAGACUAAGAACCAACAUUUGUGCUUGCAAUGCAUAGUCCAAGCCUUGACUGAAUAGUUACCACUUAUUUUGAUUGGUUUUCCAUUGUUCCAGGAUCAUCUACCUAUAUGUUCUGACAGUCUUACCCAGACAACCAUAAGCUGCCUGUGAACUUUACUAGCAGCCGUUCAUCCAGAUUAUUGCAACUAGUUACUCGCCAUAUUAGCAGCAGCUUUCUCUCUUAACGGCACGUCCUCCGCACGCGGAGCCGCGCUAUCGCCGCAAUGGCCCACCGCGGCAUCGUGGACCAGAUUGCGCCGAACGUCUUUACACCACGCGAGUACCAAGUAGAGAUACUCGAGGAUGCCAAGGAGCGCAACAUCAUCGCCCACCUGGCAACCGGCAGCGGGAAGACGUUCAUCGCUAUUCUGCUCAUCAAGGAGAUGGCGCCCGACGUCCGCAGGGCGUGGUCGGAGGGCGGGAAGCGUACGUUCUUUGUCGUGAACACGGUACCUCUGGUGGAGCAGCAGGCUCGCGCCAUCGAGCAGCACACCGACCUCACCGUAGGACAGUUCGUGGGCAGCUCCACGCUCGACGCCUGGAAGAAACACGACUGGGAGGCGCACCUGGUGGAAAAUCAGGUGCUGGUCAUGUCCUCUCAGAUCUUCUGUAACAUGCUGCUGCACGGGUUCCUGGACGUGACGCGGGUCAACCUGCUCGUCCUGGACGAGUGCCACCACACUGUCAAGGACAGCCCCAUGAGACAGAUCAUGAAGCUGGUGAACGAGGCGCCGGCCGGCCAGCGUCCCAAGGUGCUCGGUCUGACGGCGUCCAUCAUCAACAAGAAGGUGACGCCCGUGAAACUGGAGGCCCAGAUCGAGAGCCUGCAGAACAGCAUGGGCUGCGCAGUGAGCACCGUACACGACCUGGAUGCCGUCAACAAGUACUCGACCCGACCCCAGGAGGUGAUUGUCGAGUGUGGCGAGGUGGACGACCCGACCCAGCUGCACCGCCGGCUGGAGGCCGUGGCGCUCCGCUGUCUUCAGUUCCUCACCACGCACCGGUACGAGCCCAGAGAAAUCUACGGCGACAUGUACGAGGAGCUGCUGGCCGGAGAGCCGGACCCGAUCAAAGAACCCAAGCAGAUCAUCUGCGACUUCCUCUACAUACUCAACGAACUUGGUCCGUGGUGUGCCGACCGUGCGGCCAGCCAGCUGCUAGUUGAGGUGGAGAAGCUUCGCAGGAAGAUCGGCUACGUGCGACAUUACCUCCUGCUGGGAGUGGUGUUCUCCGACCUCAUCCGAAUACGGACUCUAUGUGACCACGUCUUUGACAAGCUGGACCUGCGGGAACAAAUCUGGCAGUACUCUUCUCCGAAGGUUCUCCGGCUGCUCGAAAUUCUGCAGGCCUUCGCUCCGCCGGCCGCCGAGCCGACUGCGCCUCUGGAGAACGGAGAGUGUGUCCCGACGGACUCGGCUGCGGGGAGCGGCACAUCGCCAGCGUCUGGGGAUUCCGCUGAGCCACCGGCGACGGCCGGUGCAGCUGGGGACUCCGGGGUGGUCCAGAAUGGAACGACGACGGCUGGGGCUGCUCAUAGUCAGACAGCAGAGGCACCACCAUCCGGCGCUGGGACGAGUCAGGCAGGAGCGCCGCCAACAGCGGCGGGAGAAACACAGGCAGACCGCGAUCGCCAGGCACCGCCGCGGUUCUCAUACAACCCAGAGGAUCCUGCGGCUGUGUGCGGUCUGGUGUUUGUGAAACAGCGCGUCACGGCCCGGGUGCUGUACAGACUCAUCAAGGAGCUGCGCGAUGUGACGCCCGAGCUGGCCUUCAUCUACCCGCAGUACAUCGUGGGCAGCAACAAGAACACCUACUUGGAGCCGGCCGAGGUUGGCCAGGCUGAGCGGAAGAAGCAGGAAGACGUUCUCUGCAGGUUCCGCAAGUUCGAGUGUAACCUUCUGGUCGCCACGUCGGUCGUGGAGGAAGGUGUCGACAUUCCGCAGUGUAACCUGGUGGUGCGAUUCGACGAGCCCGCGGAGUUCCGCUCGUACGUGCAGAGCAAGGGCCGCGCGCGCGCCACCGCCGCCCACUACCUCCUGCUGGUGACCAAGGACAAGAGUGAGACGCUGCUCAGAGAGCUGGCCGACUACCACGUGAUCGAGCGCCGGCUGACGGCCCACUGUCUGGAGGAUAGUGAGGAGCCCGCGGAGACUGACCGGCUCCGGGAGCUGGCCGAGCGCCGCAUCCCACCCUACCGGCCCGCAGAUGCUGCAGCGGGCGCGAUGGUCACGCGCAACUCGGCCAUCUCACUCGUCAACAGGUACUGUAACCGUCUCCCCAGCGACACGUUUACCCGCCUGACACCCCAGUGGAAGAUUGAGGAACUGGACGGCGGCGGUGAAGGGCCGCCCAUGCGCCGCUGCUCCCUGCGACUACCGGUCAACUCGCCCGUCAAGGACCUAGUCUUUAGUGACUGGUUCCCCAGUAAGCUGCUGGCGCGUCAGUCGGCCGCGCUCAAGAUGUGCCAGGUGCUGUACGAAGCUGACGAGCUUGACCAGCACCUGCUGCCCAUCGGGAAGGAGGCGCUGCUGGAGGAGGGCGCUGACGAACAGCGCGAGUGGGUGCCCGACGGCGCACCCCGACCGGGAACCACCAAACGCAGACAGUACUACAAGAAACAGGUGGCUGCUCCGCUGGCGGGUCCUGCCCUGAAGCCGGGUCAGCGCUGUUACCUAUACCAGUUCGACAUGCAGCUGACGUGUCCAAUCCCAGAGGACCAGAACACGCGCGGGAGGCGCCUGUUCCGACCGGAGCAGGACCCGCGGCGGCUCGGGCUGGUCACCGGACACCGACUGCCAGAGGUGUGCGCGUUCCCUAUCUUCACCCGUUCGGGCGAGGUGGUGGUAUCCGUGCGCCUGGUGUCAGACCAGCUGCAGCUGUCCGAGAGCCAGCUGCAGCUGCUUAGCCAGUUUCACCGGUUCGUCUUCUGCGCCGUACUUCGGCUGGAGAAGUUUCCGAUGAGGUUCCAGCCGGAGGACAGCUCCACAGGGUUCCUCGUGGUGCCGAUCAACAACGCGCCCUCCGCCAGCGCCGGCGGCGAGGGGCGGCUGGCAGUCGACUGGCCGUUUCUGGAGGCGGUCGCGCCGCGCUACGCAGACAAGCUGCAGCCGCUGUCGAACGAGCAGAGGAAGGGCUUUCAGUUCGACCGACAGACGUUCCUGGACGCGGUCAUCAUGCCCUGGUACCGCAACCAGGACCAGCCGCAGUUUUUCUACGUGGCCGAGAUCUGCCACCACCUGAACCCGGGCUCCGAGUUCCCCGACGACCACUUCCGCACGUUCACCGAGUACUACGAGUCCAAAUACGGCAUCCGCAUCCAGAACCAGACGCAGCCGCUGCUGGAUGUCGACCACACGUCGGCCCGACUCAAUCUGCUCACGCCGAGGUUUGUGAACCGCAAGGGCGUGGCGCUGCCGGCCGCCAGCUCGGAGACCAAGCGGGCCAAGCGCGAGUCACUGCAACAGAAGCAGAUUUUGGUGCCGGAGCUGUGCAUGGUGCACCCGUUCCCGGCGUCCCUGUGGCGCAAAGUGGUGACCCUGCCGUCGGUGCUGUAUCGUUUGAACGGGGUGAUGGUGGCGGACGGACUCCGGCGGCGAGUGGCGGAGGAGAUACAGCUGGGCACGCCCCAACUGGCGCCAGGCUGCACGUGGCCGCAGCUGGACUUUGGCUGGAGUCUGGCCGAGGUUCUGGAGCGCCGGGAUCGGGCCGUCUCUGCCGACCAGAGCGGUACCACCGGCGGCGGGGAAGGCGAGGAGCCAGACUCGCCGCAGCGCCGCCGGCCCUCGGGUGGAGGGGACGGGAGUGAGCCGACCUCCACUGCCAAACCGGCCGCCGCCGACGGCCGCCGACCGCGCGGACAGCAGUUCGAUAUCGGCACAUGGAGUAACGACCUGCUGCAGAGCGAACCAUCCGGACCGGGAAUCGACGACCCGGAGCUGGAGGAACUGGGUCCCGACCUGACCCUGCCGAUGGCCAUCACACUACUAACCGAUCCGGCCGAGGACAACGAACUGGCGACGGUCACCUGGGGUGGGGCCGGCAGCGGGAACGCGCCGGUGCGGUACGGCUCGCCCACCUACCUGGGAGGAGGAGGGUGGGGCGGCGGAUGGGGUGACGCCGGUGAUGACGCCAGUAUGGCGUCCGAGUCGGAUUUGAGCGACUCCAGUGAGGAGGAAGAGGAGGAAGAGGGAGAGGACGGAGCAGCGGGAGGAAGUGCGGCUCGACCGACAGGUGCGCCGCCCGCCCCGCAGCCUGAUCCCGCCGAGGAGGAUGAAGAAGAUGUGUUUGACUUUGAGGAGGACUCGACCACGCUGGAAGAGGUGCGGGAGCGGACGAAGAAGAAGGUGGCGGAGGCGCGGCAGCGGAUCCAGCAGAACUGCCUGCUGCCGGCCGGAGCUAGUCUGGAGCCGCUGGUGAUGGCGAGGAGGCUCGCCGCCGCUGCCGCCAAGACCGGUACGGUGGCCACGCCGAGCACUGCCUCUGCGGUCAGCGCAGCGUCCGCGCGCGCGGCCGAGGAGCGCCGCUCGUCCGCCGCCGCCACCGCCGCCGCCACCGCCGCCGCCGCUGCUGCCUCCGCUGCUGCAGUUGCCUCUGCCUCCGCUGCCAUCUCCAGUGCCUCUGCCUCCGCCGCCACUGCCUCGAUUGUCUCCGCGGGGCCGCCGCCGGCCGCCGGCUGCGCACAGUCGCCGUCCUCUGGCGCUACUACGCGUCCAGACUCUGAGACCCGUAGUGGUGCUCCUGAACCAGAGGGCGGCGCGGCGGGGCACGUCAUCGUGGCCACGCCGGCCGACGGCGGACCGGCAGCGUUCGACCUGCAGCCGGACCUGGAGCGCCACCCGGGCCCCAGUCCGGCCCUGCUCCUCCAGGCGCUCACCAUGUCGAACGCCAACGACGGCAUCAAUCUGGAGCGACUAGAGACGGUCGGCGACUCGUUCCUCAAGUUCGCCAUCACGGUACAUCUGUACCUCACCUACCCGACCAUCCACGAGGGAAAACUGAGCUACCUACGAUCGAAGCAGGUCAGCAAUCUGAACCUGUACCAGCUGGGGCGCGCCAAGGCGCUCGGAGAGUUGAUGGUGGCGGCCAAGUUUGAGCCGCACGAUAACUGGCUGCCGCCCGGCUACACGGUGCCAGAGGGACUCGAGGAGGAGAUUGUCGAGUCCGGUGUCACCGCCAGCCACCUCAACCUGGCUGACAUGACCGACCUGGCACAGAUCUCUGGCGAGGAAGAGGUCCGCCGACUGGUGCGGGACAAGUGCCAGCGGAUGAAGCAGCUGACUGAGGACGCGGCUCUGGACGCGGGCGCCAUGCCCUCCUUCCUGCCGUACAACCUGCUUACCCAGCACAGCAUCCCUGAUAAGAGCGUGGCCGACUGCGUGGAGUCACUGAUUGGCGCCUACCUGGUGUCGUGUGGGCCGCAGGGCGCGCUGGUCUUCAUGAGCUGGCUCGGAAUUAAGGUGCUGCCCCGUCUGGACGGCGUGGACGAGGCGGCGCCGCGGAACAGACUCCUGGAGCGCCAGCGACGCCGUCCCACCGAGCCGCCGCUGCCCAUCAGCAGUCGCAUUAUCUACGGCCAACUCCCGGCGCCGGCCAGUCCGCUCAACACUCGGGCGCCGAACCCGCAGACGGCGGCGCCGUUGCUGCUCAGCGGCCUGGACCAGUUCGAGCGUCUGAUCGAGUACGAGUUCCGCGACAAGUUCUACCUGCUGCAGGCGUUCACUCACGCCUCCUACCACCAGAACACGCUGACCGACUGCUACCAGAGACUCGAGUUCCUCGGGGAUGCCGUGCUCGACUACCUGAUCACGCGUCACCUGUACGAGGACCGGCGGAACCACAGUCCCGGCGCGCUUACCGACCUGCGCUCGGCACUCGUCAAUAACGCCAUCUUCGCCACCCUGGCCGUCCGCUACGACUUCCACAAGUACUUCCGACACUACUCGCCAGGGCUCAACCAGGUCAUCAACAAGUUCCUGCUGGCGUACGGCGAGGGCGGCAGCAUUGCAGAGGAGUAUCUGUACAACAUCCAGGAGGACGAGUGUGAGACGGCCGAGGACAUCGAGGUGCCCAAGGCUCUGGGUGACGUGUUCGAGUCGGUGGCCGGCGCCAUCUACCUGGACUCGGGAAUGUCUCUGGACACCGUGUGGAGAGUCUACUACCGGAUGAUGCAGUCUGAGAUUGAGACAUUCAGCGAACACGUGCCUAAGUCACCCAUCCGGGAGCUACUGGAACUGGAGCCAGAGACGGCCAAAUUCCGGAAACCAGAGCGUGAGAUCAACGGCAAGGUUCGAGUCACGGUGGAGGUGAUCGGGAAGGGCUGCUUCAAGGGCCUCGGCCGUAACUACCGCAUCGCCAAGUGCACGGCCGCCAAGAGAGCCCUGCGCGCCCUGAAACGCAUCAAGUCGAACCGGGCGCCGUGAGCACACGCCGGUCAGACGGGUGUGGGGCGGGUGGGCACUGGGCAGGGACAGAGUGGAGUGGUCGAGAGGGGGUGGCCGAUGAUAUGGUUUUCGAUCGAGACUUAUUGCGAUCGAGGAGGGAUGAGAAAAAUUCAGUGGGUGAGCGGAAAAAAAGAAACCGCUGCUUAUUGGAGAACAUACCAUUCCUAGUUUUUGUAAAAAAAAAAAAAAAACUAAAUGCUCGAUGAUCGUAGCGCAAAAAUGCUGGUUUUCUCCAGAUGAGCACGCUAUUCCAUUUAGACCCAAGUGGAAGCGUUCCCCAGUUAUCGCCCCGUUAUUACGACUUUGGGGAGGGGCUGUGCCUGACGGGACCCGGACCCGUCGCCACUGUCCUCGCGUGCUGCCCGGUACCGGAGGGACGGUACCGCUAUUGCUUCACACCCGUCAGAUCGGAAUCGCUCCGAAAAAUGGCAUAGUUACAUGCUAGCACUGCUUGCUGUUUAUGGCUGUUUUGGAAAGGUUUUUGUUUCCUAGAAGUUUGUAACGAUUGCACUAUAGUUGCCAGGCGAACAACUCUAGAUUUACCGCUUUACAUAAGUAAACUUUUCGGUGUAGGUUAAAUAACGAUACGACAGCGAACAGCGCAAACAACUGAUCUAUGAUGAUGGUAAAGUAGCGAUAAACGGUGUACUGGCGAGUCAGAUUCCUUCUAGUCAACCAGUCUGUUGUUUUCAACUGACGUCUGACACCUGCGAACAAACAGCGGAUAUCUUCAAACUGCACCAGUGUCAAUCUAUCUCGGUGGCUUUGUGGUUUUUGGUCAGGCUUGCUUUAAAGAACAGUCCAAAUAGGUUUUGAAGCUGCUCGCGGUAGUGUGUGAAAUUGUAACGCUUGAGUAGCAGCACAUCUUGAAGUGGAAUUAUUGAAGAAAAAACAGCAGAAUGUCGUUGUCGCUAUUGUCUCGCUUUUCAAAUACACGCAAGCUUCGAACAUC